AUGGAUCAUCUACAUGAUGCCGUCUUUGACGUCGAGGACAGCGAAUAUGAGCCCAGUGAUAACAUGUCACAGUCGGUACCAUCGACUUCUCAGGACCACCUGGAACGAUGUGGUCGAUGGCUUGUUUCAAUACCUCGUCAGGACGUUGCUUCUCUUCAACAAACCCAAGAAUAUCACGACUUUAUCGCCGCAUUUGAGCGGUUGGCAAAUGUCCAUAGAAGCGAUGUUGCUCGAAGUCGAAGCUUCAUGACGCUAGAAGAAGCUGAGGCUGAAGCAGAAGCUGUGCCUGUACCGAGAGAUCCUUUGGGGCAACCGAUGGCCCCUUCUGAAGUACACGGCAGAGAUUUCUCCUUCCUACAACACAUGGCUGAUGAUGACACUGUCCUCAGGGCAUUUGAAUUCCUGGAAUGUCGAUCCUUAGUGCGGAUAUCAAUGACUUGUUCACGCUUUCGAGAACUGGCACACAGAAGUGCAGCCCAACGGACCUAUGAUGUUGCACAAGCCAGGCAAUUGAACAACGUCAUGAAGCUACUACGAGCGAAAGAACAGAUUGAUGGCAUUGGAACUGACAUAAGAGACCCGCAUGUGAGAGUACCCGUCCUGUUACUGGGACGAAGGGUAAUUGUCACAAAUGCGGGUGACCCUGAAUACAAUGGAAUCUAUUUUUGUACAGGGAGUAACGGGAACGGGUUCAUAUUCACAAAGCCGCGGUUCCCAGAGAGAAGAAUCCUUAGAGCACAGGGAACUAUUAGAAUGAGAGAAAAUAUAGCCAAUGCCGACCACAGGGGGAGGCUAGAGAGCGAAGUGGCCCAUCCGGGCCAGCUGCUACGUUGCAUAAUUGCAAAGAGAUUUUCAAAUGAGACAAUCCUGUGGUACAUCAGCAAAGAGGUGCUGUCCACAGAGAAUGCAGAGGGAGUAAGAGCUGGAGCUGUGACACAGACUUUCUCCUAUUGGUCCAAACUCAUGGUGGUAGGUGAUGCCUCCCCAGACAUCUGUAGAUACCCCAGUCAAACUUCCAUCCUUGCUCGUCACAACGAGGGAUGGCAAACAUUAACCACAACACGGGCGACGCGGCCGCCGAUCGUCGAGCUGCUAGACUAG
Molecule: messenger RNA, 1101 nt
Organism: Seminavis robusta
Lineage: Eukaryota; Bacillariophyta; Bacillariophyceae; Naviculales; Naviculaceae
Source: the annotation of a GenBank genome assembly